AUCUAAGAUUGAUUUACUUCUGUCUAUUGUCUCAACCCUGCGACCCCGAGAGCAACGAGACAUCGUUACAUUGUUCAUCAAUCGUCAGAAUGGAUCACGUGAUAAAUGCAACGAUCCUUCUGCUACUUUUCACGGCAACGUCUUUUGGUUACUCCGUCGAGCAAGAUUUUGAUUCCGAGGAGAGUUGUCAUUCUACGAUCGUACGACCGCAGGGAUACUCGAAGCAAGGCUAUCGCAUCAGGGAAGAAAGAACGGACGAUUCUGUUCGAAGGAACAGAAAUCGAGGAUCAAGAUCGACGGAGACGGUCGAGCAAAUUCACAAUUCCUAUCAAGAGGCUCUAAAAGACCAGCAGACGGAAAGCCAUUCUCAAGAGGUCUCUCCCAACAGCGAUCAGAUCGAAAUCGGAGAAACAUCGAUGACAGAGAAGACUUACAUCCCGGAGAGCAACGAAGUAACCUUGCUUGGAGGUUACCAUUCCAAGGUUCUAGAUCACCACGAGGACAAAUUGGUGACGGUGAAGAAAAUAGCUGUACCCUAUCCCGUGGAGAAAACGAUACCGUAUCCUAUAGUGAAGAAUGUGCCUUAUCCCGUCAAGGUGCCGGUGCCCCAACUUUAUCCGGUGGAGAAGAAGGUGCCAUACCCGGUCAAAGUUUUCAUCAAGGUCCCGAUCAAAAUACCGAAACCUGUGCCAGUGAUUAAAGAGGUGCCUUAUCCGGUCCAGGUGCCGGUGAAUCGCCCUGUCCCCGUCAAAGUUUACGUUCCUGAACCUUAUCCAGUCGAAAAGAAGAUCCAUUACGAAGUGAAGGUGCCGGUCCCCGAACCGUUCCCCAUCGAACGAAAGAUACCUGUACCGGUCAAGGUGCCUGUACGGGUUAUUCAACCGUAUCCUGUCGAGAAGAGGGUUCCUUAUCCGGUGAAGAUAGAGGUGGAGCAACCGAUACCUGUACCGGUAGUUAAACCGUAUCCCGUGCCUGUGCCCAAGCCGGUUCCCUAUCCUGUCGAUAAACCGGUACCCGUACCCGUGAAAGUUAAGGUUCCACGGCCUGUACCUGUCCCGGUUGAUAAACCUGUCUUCGUCAAAGUGAAAAUUCCUGUACCUGCACCCUACCCGGUCGAGAAACAGGUACCUUAUCCUGUCGAGAAACCUGUACCUGUACCGGUCAGGGUACCGGUCGAGCGACCGGUACCUGUACAAGUGCCUAAACCUGUGCCCUAUCCCGUAGAGAAGCCGGUCCCUUAUCCCGUUAAGGUGCCAGUUCAGGUACCGGAGGAGGCGGCAGACGAGGCUGGGAUCGAGAGCGAUUGGAAGGAGUGAAUGUGGAUAGAUGUUAAGGAUGAUUGAUUAAUCGGAAGAAAAAUUUUUACGAAGAAAAGUAUGAAUUUUUGAUAUUUCGAUAUUUACUUUACUAUUUUUAUCGUUUCAACAUUUGGAACAAAGUGCAGGGAUCUGUAACUGGAUCUAUGAGUAUAAUCGUGUAUCGAGAAGUACAGUACACAGAGUACACAGUGCAUUUAAGCGUAAUUCUUAUCGUUUCCUAUUAUUAAUAGAAUUCGCAUUGCACGAGAGAUUGUACGUGAAAAUAAACGACUAAAAAUAACUCUUUAAUUAAUCCCAUUAUCUAGUAGGGAAAAUCAAAUGUCUUCCGUCAUUGAAUGAUAAUAAAGUUUGAGUAUAAAAAUAGUGGAAGCGAUUCUCCAACGUAUAUUUAUUUUCCUCCGUAAACACAGUGGAAUCCAAAUCGUCGAUUUCGAUUUUUGAAUCGAGCAUUCGCUUUCGCUCCGAUUAACCGUAUCGAUACACCGUAACAUAACUUUCAACCUUGAUCGAGACUUUCCACCGUAACCGGAAUUAAACGCGCUUGAGAAUAAACUUAAUGAUUGAAAUAAAUUUAAAAAGGAAGCGAAACGAUAUUUGCCGAUCAAAUAUAUAUAUAUAUAUAUAUAUUACAAUCCGAUCGUAAUUCGAUAAUUUUAAUUCCAUCCCAACCUCAUUUCCUAAGUAAUAACAACGUAAGAGUAAAAAAUGCAAAUUCCGCGACUUUCGAAGAAUAUCUUGCGUUUUCUUAUUAAACCAUAAAAAAACAAUUAUUCGUUUAAUUGAAAAAUUAAUUAAACAAAUUGGAAGGCGUAAAGUUGGGAAGAUAUCUAAUCUGAUUGUCGA
Messenger RNA from Apis mellifera (honey bee), 2162 nucleotides. Its product is annotated as proline-rich protein 4-like. Bases 90 to 1316 code for a protein of 408 amino acids. Lineage: Eukaryota; Metazoa; Arthropoda; Insecta; Hymenoptera; Apidae. The record is from RefSeq and is a predicted model, not a curated record. The transcript is spliced from 3 exons.